Pseudogymnoascus verrucosus is the source of this 3594-nucleotide messenger RNA. RefSeq names its product eukaryotic translation initiation factor 3 subunit A (gene TIF32). Lineage: Eukaryota; Fungi; Ascomycota; Leotiomycetes; Thelebolales; Thelebolaceae. Bases 76 to 3282 code for a protein of 1068 amino acids. The transcript is spliced from 3 exons. Gene Ontology annotation, molecular function: mRNA binding; translation initiation factor activity. Gene Ontology annotation, cellular component: eukaryotic translation initiation factor 3 complex, eIF3e; multi-eIF complex; eukaryotic translation initiation factor 3 complex, eIF3m. Gene Ontology annotation, biological process: translation reinitiation; formation of cytoplasmic translation initiation complex. The record is from RefSeq and is a predicted model, not a curated record.
CGAUUCUCGACAAGACCACCGCCUCUGGGACACCCUGCACGAGUUUCGAUCAUCGAUCAACAGAGCUCGCCCAGCAUGCCUCCUCCGCCGCAUCAAAAGCCGGAGAAUGUCCUCAAGAGGGCGCAUGAGUUGAUGGGAGUUGGCCAGUCUUCAGCCGCUCUAGUCCUGCUCCAUGAGCACAUCACCUCGAAGAGAUCCAGAAAUGUUCCGAUCGCGUCGCUGGAGCCGGUGAUGCUCCUGUUGGUGGAGCAGUCCGUGGAACAAAAGAAGGGAAAACUCGCGAAGGACGCCCUAUACCAGUACAAAAAUAUCAGCCAGAACACCAACGUCGGAACCAUCGAGCUCGUCCUCAAGAAAUUCAUCGAACUCGCGGAGACCAAGGUCCAGGAGGCUCAGGCCAAGGCAGAUGAAAUCCAGAGCACCCUCGAGACUACUCAAGCAACCGCCAGUAUCGAUGAUCUCGAGGCCAGCGAAACCCCAGAGUCGAUUCUCCUGUCCACCGUAUCCGGCGAGCAGUCUCGCGACCGCACAGAUCGAGCCAUCGUCACUCCUUGGUUGAAGUUUCUGUGGGAGACUUACCGCACCGUUCUCGACAUCCUCCGCAACAAUGCUCGCCUGGAAAUUAUGUAUCAGAGCACUGCCAUGCAGGCAUUUGCCUUCUGCCAGAAAUAUGCACGCAAGACCGAGUUCCGCAGACUCUGUGAGCUCCUGAGGAAUCACGUCCAGACUGCUGCCAAGUACUCCGCUCAGCAGAUGCACGCUAUCAACCUGAACGACCCAGACACUCUCCAGCGCCAUUUGGAGACGCGUUUCCAGCAGCUGAAUGUUGCGGUUGAGCUCGAGCUGUGGCAAGAGGCUUUCCGCAGUGUUGAGGACAUCCACACCCUCCUCAACCUCAGCAAACGCCCACCGAAGAACAUCAUGAUGGCCAACUACUACGAGAAGCUUACCCGUAUCUUUUUGGUCGGUGAGAACUAUCUUUUCCACGCUGCUGCUUGGUCUAGAUACUACAACCUUCUCCGCCAGUCUGCUGCUAUUGUCGCGUCAGGACAGGGCAAGAAGUCGGAAAACCCAGCUGCAUCCGAGGCCGAUCUCACCAAGGCUGCUUCCUUCGUUCUGUUGUCUGCUUUGGCCAUUCCCGUCAUCAGCACCUCCAGAUCCCGCGGAGCCUUGAUCGAUGUUGACCAAGCAAAGAACAACAAGAACUCUCGCCUGACACACCUUCUUGGCAUGUCCGCUGCACCAACCCGCGCGGUCCUGUUCAAGGAUGCCAUGAGCAAGGGUCUUCUCAGCCGCGCCCGCCCAGAAAUCCGCGCGCUUUACAACAUCCUUGAGGUGGACUUCCACCCUCUCUCGAUCUGCCAAAAGAUUUCUCCUAUCCUGACUAAGAUUGGCGCAGACGAAGAGAUGGCCAAGUACAUUGCUCCUCUCCAGCAAGUUAUCUUGACCAGACUAUUCCAGCAACUGUCCCAGGUUUAUGAGACUGUCGAUGUGAAGUUCGUCGAGAACCUUGCCCGCUUCCCAGCACCAUUCGAUGUUUCAAGGGACACUAUCGAGAAGUUCAUCAUGAACGGAAACAAGAAGGGUGACCUUGCUAUCCGCCUGGAUCACGCCACUGGUGUCCUCAGCUUCGAUACCGAUGUCUUCUCUUCGGCGAAGGCUGUCCACACCGGAUCUGCUGCUGGCUCUGCCGAGACGGAAUCUCAAUCCGUCCAACGCCUCCAAAGCACUCCUUCAGAAAUUGUCCGCACUCAACUUACCCGCCUUGCCAAGUCUCUUUACAUCACUUGCCAAUAUGUGGAUCCUUCCUACAACCAAGCCCGGGUCAAGGCUCGCGAUAUUGCAUUAGCAAAGGCUAAGGCCGGCGCGGAGCAAGAACAUCAUGAGACUUUGGCACGCAAGGAGAUCAUCCACAAGAGAAAGGAGGCUGCUAACGAGAUUAUCGCUCGCAAGGAGAAGGAAGAUGCGACAAAGAAGAAGAUCAGAGCCGCACAACUCCAAGAGGCUGAAGAUAAGCGUCUUGCCCAGGAGCAGAAGGAGCGUGAGGAGAAGCGCAUGAAGGCUGAGCUCGACCGUGUCCGCAAGGAUGAGCUCAAGAAGCAGAUUGCCGAUCUCAAGAUUGGUACCAAGGCUCUCGAUAUCGAUCUUGAGGACCUGGACAACCUUGAUGGAAACCGCCUCCGCGCCAUGAAGCUUGCCCAGCUUGAGCGUGAGAAGAACGACACCAGCGAGAAGUUGAGAAUCGCUGGUAAGCGUAUCGAUCACAUCGAGCGUGCGUUCAGAAAGGAGGAGGCCAAGAAGCUCCCUGCCGACUACGAGGAACAGCGCAAGCGUGAUCUUGAGGCGUACGACAAGACCAAGUCGCAGGUCCUUCGGGAUGCUGAGGCGAAGCACGCCGAGGAUCUCGAGCUGUCGAAGAGACUGACAAGAAUCACACCCAUCUACGAGGAGUUCAAGACCGACGUCGUUGCCCGCAGGCACGAUGAGUUCGAGAAGCGCCGUCGUGAUGCCGAGAAGGAGCUGGAGAAGCAAAUCAACCAGCGCCGCAAGGAGCACAGGGAGCGUAAGAUCCGCGAGAAGCGUGAGCGUGAAGAGCAAGAGAGGAUUCUCCGCGAGGAGGAGGAGCGCGCCGCCGUUGAGCUCGCCGAGAAGUCUGCCCGCGAGGAGCGCAGGAGACAGGAGUUCGCCGAGCUCAAGGCCCAGCGUGACAAGGAGCGUCAAGAAGGUCUCGAGAAGGCUGCCCUCCAAGCCCGCCGUGAGGAGGAGGCCCUUGCUCGCAGAGCAGGUGCCAGAGCCACCGGUGGUCUCCCAGUCCGCGCAGCAGAGCCAGAGCGUAGCGCCUCAAGCGACCGCCGCCCACCUCUCCCACUCGCCGGCGCCAAGCUCGGCUGGAGAGAGAAGGAGGCCCUCAGAGCCGCAGGCCAAGAAGUCCCAUCUGAACGCACCGCCUCCCCCGCCGCUCCCGCCGCUCCCUUUGCCCGCACAGACUCCAACGACCGCCCGUCAGGCCCACCUCGUCUUGCCCUCGCCGGCGGAAAGCCCAGCUGGAGAGACAAGGAGGCCGCGAGAGCCGCCUCUGGCACCUCUCCCGCGCCUGAGUCCCGCGAUCGCGAGGCUCCUGUUAUCGCUCGCACCGCGUCUGGAACCGGUCCAGUCCGCGGCCGCACCGAUCGCAACGAGAACGAGCGCGAGAGUAGGUCUCCUGCGCCUCCUGCUGAGCCACUGAAGGCCAGCGGUGGUGCUGGGAAGUACAUCCCCAAGCAUCUGCGCGACAAGGCUUAGAUUUACGGAUGAUAACUAAGGGGAUAUACUGCAUGGGCUUUGCGGGAGGGGGUGGGUGGAUAGUUGGUCAUAGUAGCUAGUUUGGCUAGGCUCUGUCUCUGCUCAUCUCUCUUCAUUCUUUGAUAUUGGCGUUUAUUUUUGGUCUUUGUAAUGUAGUCGAUAGGUGGCGAGCAUUGCGAGUUGGUGGGGGAUGGGGGGAAAGGCUGACAAGCUGGAGGCCGGCCGAGAAGAAAAGUCGAGGUGAUGCCGCCAAGGGAGAUAUGGGGUGCCAUAGUGAGAGUAGCAUAGUUCAGAAAUGAAUGCAAGGUACAC